AUGGAUCGGAUGGUGGUGGAGGGCUCUGCGAUCCCCGCGGUUUUCCUCCUCUUGGCGUUACUCCGUUUCCACGAAUCGGAUUUGAUGCAGAUCCAAGACGCAGAGUCCCUCCAAACCGCGAUUCUGUCUCUCCCGUGGGGAUCCACUCCCGACUCCGCGAUCCCCGCGGUUCUCCGCACUGCCGAAACCCUCUCCGAUGAAACGCCCGCGUCGGUUUUCUUCGCGGCGUACGGCGCGCUGUCGCUGGUUUCCGCGGGACUGCUUCCCCGCGGGGUGCGCGGCUCGCCGGCUCUCUGGCGAAGCCGGCUUGCCGCCAUGUACCGUCUGCUGAAUCCCGCGAAACUGGAGCGCGUCGACGCGCUUUUGGCGCAAUGGGCGGGAAACGAAGCCGCGCUCGAAGCCGCUUGCCGCCGAAAUUACGGCGUGGAACGCGCGCUUUCCCGCGAUUUUUACGUCCCGCCCGCCCACUCCCAGACCAACCUGUUCUCCCCCGCGGUUCUGAUGGUCGCGCCGGGGGACGUGGUGGCGGGAGCGCGGCGCAGCAUUCCCGCGGGGAUCGUCUGCCUCGAUUUGCGCGGGGAAUCUUCGCGCGCCAGCGGGAGCCUGCCCGAGGCGUUACACGUGGAGGGAAAGCUGUGGGGGUCCGAUCUGAUGCUGGAGGGAGUUUUGCGCUGCCUCGAGCAGAUCCGCGGGAAAAAAACCGUGGUUCUGCUGACCUCCGGAAAACCCGACCGGCACGACGACGAAGACGAAGACGUCAAUCGCUGUCUCCGAGUGCUGCGCCGCGAAGCGAUUCCCCGCGUUUGUCGCUUGGCGGGCGGCUUCUUCGCGGCGCACGAGUUCGCGCGGCGGUGCGGGCACGUGGAUUGGCUGGUGGACCACGCGGAGGGCUGCGAGGGUAGGGCUCCCGCGGGGAAUCGAGGGUAG
Molecule: messenger RNA, 927 nt
Organism: Blastocystis hominis
Lineage: Eukaryota; Bigyra; Opalinata; Blastocystidae
Exons: 4
Coding region: 1-927 (308 amino acids)
Source: RefSeq, a predicted model, not a curated record